AUGAGUGAAUCAGGAUCAAAUCAAAAAGUUUCUUCAUCAAUAAAUUCAUUCAUGAAAAACAAUAAUAUAACAACAAUAUCAUCUGAUGUUAUUCAACCAGAGUGGCAGAUGGUUAAAAAUUAUUCACUUCUCUGGUUAGAUGAGGAUAUGAACGAAACAAGUAAAGAUUACGAAAAUAUUUUAGCACAAAUACGAAAUAUUACUGAUGAUGUUAAUGUCUUUAAGCAACAAGAUGCAUGCAUCGACUUUCUUACAGAUGCUCAAGAAAACAUUAAAUUUUUUCUCGUUGUCAAGUAUAAUAUGGCUCAACAAAUAAUGCCCCUCAUUAAUGACAUUCCUCAGCUGGAUGGUAUUUAUAUCUUGAAUGAUAUUAAAAUUCUACAUGAAGAAUGGACCAAAAACUGGAACAAAAUCAAGGGUAUUCAUACAAACAUUAACGACUUAUGCAAAACAUUACAAUCAGAUAUCAAAAGGUGCAAUCAAGAUUCGAUUACCAUGAGUUUUCUUACGGUAAAUGAAAUAGACUCAACAGAUAAUUUAAAUCAAUUGGACCCAACAUUUAUGUACACUCAAAUAUUUAAAGAAAUUCUUCUUGAUAUGGAACAUGGUGAACAGGACAUCAAACAUUUUAUUGCUUACUGUCGACAUAACGACUGCAUCUCGCCAACCAAUAUUAACCGUUUUGAGAAAGAAUAUCCUGCUCAAUCAGCUAUUUGGUGGUAUACAUUUCCAUCCAAUAUUUAUCUUAUGCUCAACAACGCUCUUCGCUGUAUGGAAGGCAAUAUGAUUAUUAACAUGGGUUUUUUUAUUCAUGAUCUUCAUCGACAACUUCAACGACUACACCAACAACAAAUCAACACCUACGGUGGAAAAAAAAUUGUGGUUUAUCGAGGACAAGGCGUUAUUAAAUCAGACUUCGAAAAACUUCAGAAAACAAAAGGCGGAUUAAUGUCAUUUAACAACUUCUUGUCCACCAGUUACGAUAAAAUUUUCUCCCUUGGUUUUGCUCAAUCUGCUUUAACUGAUCCAGAUAAGGUGGGCAUUCUCUUUAUAAUGUCCAUUGAUCCCUGUAUUAAAUCAACACCAUUUGCCGACAUCGAAAGGGAAAGUUAUUACAACGAAGCAGAAAUUCUUUUUUCAAUGCAUACCGUCUUUCGAGUGGGUGAAAUUAAACAAAUGGACCAUGAGACUGAAAUUUAUCAGGUUGAAUUACAAUUAACGUCAGAUGAUGACCAACAACUACGACUACUUACUGAUCGGAUACGAGAAGAAGCUGGUGGUAGUACAGGUUGGAGAAGAUUGGGUAAAUUAUUACUUAAAAUUGGCCAAUUUAAUAAGGCUGAAGAACUUUAUAAUACGUUACUUGAACAGACAUGUGAUGAAAGUGAAAAAGCGAUUUAUUAUCUCCAAUUGGGAUGGGUCAAAGAUGACCAGGGUGAUUAUGAAAAGGCAAUUUGGUAUCAUGAACAAGGAUUUGCAAUUCAACAAAGAACUCUUCCUUCAAAUCAUCCUGAUUUGGCAACUUCAUACAGCAACGUUGGUAGCGUGUAUAACAACAUGGGAAAUUGUGACAAAGCACUUCAAAUUUAUCUAGAAACUCUUCCUUCAAAUCAUCCUGAUUUGGCUGCGUCAUACAACAACAUCGGUUUGGUGAAAAACAAGAUGGCUAAGUACUCGGAAGCACUCUCAUUUUACAAAAGAGCACAUAAAAUUCGAGAAGCAACUCUUCCUUCAAAUCAUCCUCAUUUAGCUACAUCUUACGACAACAUAGCUGGUGUUUAUGGGAAUAUGGGACAGCACCCAAACGCACUUCCAUUACACAAAAAAGCACUUCAAAUUUAUCUGAAAACUCUUCCUUCAAAUCAUCCUGAUUUGGCUACUUCGUACAACAACAUCGGUGGUGUAUAUUACAUGAUGGGAGAUAAUCCUGAAGCACGUUCAUAUUAUGAAAAAGCACGUGAAAUUGAAGAAAAAACUCUUCCUUCAGAUCAUCCUGAUUUGGCUAUUACAUACAACAAUAUUGGUUUGGUGAAUAACGAGAUGGGCGAUUGUUCGACAGCACUUUCAUUUUAUAAAAAAGCACUUAAAAUUGAAGAAAAAACUCUUCCUUCAAAUUAUCCUAAUUUGGCUGUUUCAUACAACAACGUCGCUGGUGUAUAUAACAAGAUAAAAGAUUAUUCAGAAGCACUUUCAUAUUACGAAAAAGCACGUGCAAUUGAAAAGAAAACCCUUCCUUCAGAUCAUCCUGAUUUGGCUAUCACAUACAACAACAUUGCCACUGUGUAUUGCAAUAUGCAAGAUUAUCCAAAAGCACUUCCACUUCAUGAACGUGCUCUGGGCAUAUUCCAACUUGCAUUACCUCCAACUCAUCCUUAUAUUAAGGCUGUGAAAAAAAACAUUGAAUUUGUAAAAACGAAAUUAUAA
Adineta steineri is the source of this 2424-nucleotide messenger RNA. Lineage: Eukaryota; Metazoa; Rotifera; Eurotatoria; Adinetida; Adinetidae. The record is from the annotation of a GenBank genome assembly.